AUGACGAACGAUUCUAAAAUGGACACGGAGAAGAGAGAUGAUUAUGAUCCAUUCGAAAAUCGGAAGGUGGAUAAGCCAAGUUCAGACGUAAGGUCGACAGCAAAUCUUAUAAAGGCAUCAUUAGGAUCAGGUCUUUUGGCGGGACCUCUGGCUUUCGCGAAUGCGGGAUGGGGUGUGGGUAUAGUAGGUACAAUCAUCAUUGGGAUCAUUUGCGGACACUGUGUACAUAUAUUGGUGAAAACAUCACGAGGAUGCUGCAAAUUGGAAAGAAAACCUUUACUCGGAUACGCUGAUACAGCAAAAUCUGCGUUUACGCAUGGACCAAAGGCACUAAGACCUUAUGCUAAUGUAGCCAGAAUAUUUAGCGAAUUUGCUUUAGUAUCGACGUAUGUGGGUGUUUGCUGUAUUUACAGCGUGCUAAUUUCAGAUUCAAUUAAACAAUUGAUAGACAGAUAUGUCCCAUCAGUUAUUUUACCUGUAGAAUAUUACUGCCUGAUAAUAUUAGGACCAAUUUGUGUAUUAUGCCAAGUGAGAUAUUUGAAAUGGCUAGCAAUUUUCUCCUUUUUAGCCAACAUAUUCCUUGUAUUGACGUAUAUAAUUUGUCUUUACUACAUAUUUGGGGAUGAAAUUACUUUAGCCGAUAAGAGAAUCGCUGGUGAUCCUGCAAGAUUUCCCGCCUUUGUUUCCACCGUCAUAUUUGCAAUGGAAGGAAUUGGAGUGGUGAUGCCCGUAGAGAACGCUAUGAAAAAACCGCAGCAUUUCCUCGGCUGCCCCAGUGUGCUUGUAGUGGCUAUGUCAGCCAUAGUCUUCUUCUAUACCACACUUGGCUUGUUUGGUUACUUCAGAUACGGCGAUGUCCUCAGGGGGUCAAUAACAUUGAAUCUUCCUUUGGAUGACUGGCCGGCAAUUUGCGCCAAAGCUUUUAUAGCGUUGUCAAUAUUCUUCACUUACCCGCUUCAAUUCUACGUCGUUUUUGACAUAUUCAAGAACCACACCGAUCAAUAUAUAAAAGACAACUAUCGUAACACUGUGGAAAUAGUCGCCAGAAUUGUUGGCGUAGCAUUCUGCGUUGGAAUUGGUAUCGCGUUGCCAUUAUUGGAGCAAAUUAUUAACAUAGUCGGCGCCUGUUUCUACUCAAUACUCGGUUUAAUUAUCCCAGCCACAUUGGAGACUGUUUUCCGUUGGGAAGACCUCGGCGGGCUAAAGUGGGUCCUGUGGAAGAAUCUAAUUAUCAUUCUAUUUGGUCUAGGAAGCCUCAUAUCCGGCUGCACUGUCACAAUAUUAGAUAUAAUAGAAAUUUUAAACAGUAAAACUGAA
This is a messenger RNA of Iphiclides podalirius (scarce swallowtail), 1317 nucleotides long. Lineage: Eukaryota; Metazoa; Arthropoda; Insecta; Lepidoptera; Papilionidae. The record is from the annotation of a GenBank genome assembly.